Molecule: messenger RNA, 2593 nt
Organism: Camelus dromedarius (Arabian camel)
Lineage: Eukaryota; Metazoa; Chordata; Mammalia; Artiodactyla; Camelidae
Gene: TAPBPL
Product: TAP binding protein like
Exons: 7
Coding region: 491-1813 (440 amino acids)
Biological process (GO): peptide antigen assembly with MHC class I protein complex
Cellular component (GO): MHC class I peptide loading complex
Molecular function (GO): TAP complex binding; MHC class I protein complex binding
Source: RefSeq, a predicted model, not a curated record
UGGGUUGGUGGAGGGAGUAGGUAGGGCACCCACCGAAAGUUGGGGUGGGUCCCGGCCACUGGGGAGCCUUCGUCUGGCGUCAGCCUCCCUUUCUUCGCCCCGCCUCCCUUCCCGUACUUCCAUCUCCACUUUCUUGGGGGCUGGUUGGGGGCAAAAGGGUGCAUGCAGUGAAGUCAGGUCCUGAAACCACCAGGGGAUUUUUUUUUUUUUUUUUUUUUUUGCGGGGGAGCAGGUGGAAAGAAAGGAGAACAGUGAACAGGCCUCUGGCUCCUGCGCGAAUGGCUUCACCCAGAGGCAAAGGCAGCCGCGGUGACACUUCCUCAAAGUGAAAGCGAAAGUCAAGUAGGCAGAGAGGACACAAGAGAAGGGGACAGGAGCUGCCAGCGAAGGGUGUUUGGAGCCCCCUUUGCAGCCGGGACCUUGCCUGCGGUCGAGGGUGGGCAGGGAGACUGUAAGGGCGGCGGGAGAGGAGGGCCUGAGAGCAGCCCCCAUGGGCGCCAAGGAAUGGUGCCUGCUGAUCUGCUUGGCUCUCUCCGGGGCGGCAGACGCCGCAGAGAGGCAGUGGCGGGCAGUGGAUGUGGUGCUGGACUGCUUCCUGGUGAAGGAAGGUUCUCACCAUGGAGCUUUUGCCAGCAGUAGGAACACGGUAAAGGCCUUGUUGGUGCUGAAGCAGGUGCCAGUGCCAGAUGAUGGCUCCCUAGAAGGCCUCACAGAUUUCCAAGGGGGCACACUGGCCAAGGAUGACACCCAGAUUAUCUUCGAGGCCUCAGUGAACCUGGUACAGAUGCCCCAGGCCGAGGCCUUGCUCCACGCUGACUGCAGCGGGAACGACGUGACCUGUGAGAUCUCCCGCUACUCUCUCCAGGCCAGGCAAGAGGCCGCCAUGGAGACGGCAGCCUGGUUCAUCACCAACGUGCAGGUGUCUGGAGGGGGACCUAGUAUCUCCAUGGUGAUGAAAACUCUCGGGGAUGCUGAGAAUGGGGCUGUCUUGCAUCCCACGCUGAACCUGCCCCUGAGCCCCCAGAGGACUGUGCAAACUGCAGUGGAGUUCCAGGUGACAGCACGGACCCCGUCCCUGGACCUCCUGCUGGGGUCCUCAGUCUCCCUGCCCUGUGGCUUCUCCAUGGCACCAGGCUUGGUCCUCACCAACGUAGAGUGGCGGCUGCAGCACAUGGGGAGUGGACGACUGGUGUACAGCUGGACCACGGGGCAGGGGCAGGCCAAGCGGGAGGGUGCCACCCUGGAGCCUGAGCAGCUACUCCUCGCUGGGGACGCCUCCCUCACCCUCCCCAGCCUCACUGUGAAGGAUGAAGGGGCCUAUGUAUGCCAGAUCUCCACCUCCCGCUUCCGAGCGCAACAGAUUAUCCAGCUCCACGUCCAAGCUCGCCCCAAAGUACAACUAAGCCUGGCCAACGAAGCCCUGCCAACCACCCUCAUCUGCAGUGUCACCGGCUAUUAUCCUCUGGAUGUGACUGUGACGUGGACCCGAGAGGAGCUGGAUGGAGCCCGGGUCCCGGUCUCUGGCGCCUCCUUCUCCAGCCUCCGGCAGAGCACGGCAGGCACUUACAGCAUCUCCUCCUCGCUGACGGCAGAACCUGGCUCUGCGGGCGCCACUUACAGCUGCCAAGUCACCCACGUCUCCCUGGAGGAGCCUCUUGGGGCCAACACCUGGGUUGCCCCACCAGAGCAGGGGACGGCCUUUGGAGUCCUCUUUGCCAGCAGCCUCUUCCUCCUUGCACUGCUGUUCCUGGGGCUGCAGAGACGCCAAGCUACCUCACCAAGGCCUGCCGAGACCCCGAGGCACUCUGGGUAGCCACUCUCCUGCCUUAGACUUAAAAGAUAGUCACAUUCUCCCUGAAGGACUCUAAGCCGGGUCCCAGAGCUCAAAAAGGCCCCGGGAAAGGUAUGAAGAAGGCACAGGGACGCCGGCCUUCUGCCACCGCGUACCCUGGGCUGGUUUUCCGAGGGAGGGAAUGUGAAGAGGUGAGAGGAAGGCAGGAGGUCUGGGUGGACGUUAAAACAUGAGCCAGAUUUGAAGUGUGCUGGUAGCAAAAGGUAACAGAAAAAAAUUAAAGAAAGAACACGUGGGGGUAGUGGGGCGAGGGGUGGGGGCUGGGCCACUACACACAGUCCCUGAGCUCUGUCCCAAUAAACCCCCCACGUCCUCGAAAGCAAAGCUUCUCCACUUUCCUGUUUUUCCCCACGCUGGGCCCCACGGAGACCUGCCCCCAGCCUCGCUGCUCCGACGUGCAAAGUGUGCAAGGUGUGAAACGAAGACCCCCAGCAGGAGCCCCGGGGCCCCAUCUCAGUUGCUCUGCGUAACUCUGGACUGCGGUCAAGGGCCUGCACUUGUGGAGUUGCUGGGCCCUUACACUGACAAACCCCUCAUGCCCUCAGUAGCAGAGGAGAGAUUUCUCCUUUCGGUCACUUCUAAAGCGGGCCUGGUCACUGCAGGGGGACUCAGCGUGAGACAGCUGUGUGUGCGGACAACGGGGAACAGAGCCCAGGAGCGAGGAGGGAGGAGACAGCAGAUGUGUGAGAAGCCUGCAGGUGUUUGUCAGGGAGACACCCACUCAGCUUCCUGUCACCACCC